AGCUACAGUCGUACCAAACAUCCUGGCUGACAGCGUCCUGUGUCAGCUGACAGCUUAAAGACAGGAAAAUAGCUUCGGUAUGAUGUUUUGUUUUUUUAGUUUAUAAAGACGCUAUAUUGUCUCUUAUCUUAAAUCGUAACGCGUUUUAAAACCCCCAGGUCACUUAAAAUAAUGUGAUUCGGGAUUAAAAUGAAGCUAUCUUCUACCGAGUUUUACUUUGUUUUAGCUCUACAACGCAAAUCCUCCUAGCAACCGUGCUAACUGUGGUGAUAAUAGCUAAUGAUUGCUUCUUCAAAAGGAGCAACUUAGCGAGUUAUCCCAAUUUACUGGGGUAAGGUAUAUGAGCAGCCACACUAGACUCAGGGCUUCCUAAAAGGUAAAUGUUGUUUAAAUGGCCACAACUGAGCAAGGAAAUGGACUGGAUAUCCGGGGAAGUAAAGAGCUUAAAGACAGAGGUAAAAGUAGUAAAUAUGGAUCGGAACCAGAGGUGAAUGGCAAUGCCAUCUUCGUGGAGAAACAUGUGGACCGCUACGGCUUCACCGGGGGUGCCCAGCAGUAUUCAGCCGAAACUGUUGAAGAGAUUCCCAUUGAAGUGCUCAGACAGCGUGAGGCAAAAUGGCUUGAAAUGCUCAACAAUUGGGACAAGUGGAUGGCCAAAAAGCACAAGAAGAUAAAGGAACGAUGUCAAAAGGGAAUUCCUCCAUCACUUCGUGGUCGAGCUUGGCUUUACCUCACUGGGGGGAAAGUCAAAAGGGAACAAAACAAAGGCAAAUUUCAGGAACUAGAUGAUCAGCCUGGCGAUCCUAAAUGGGUUGACAUCAUUGAGAGAGAUCUCCAUCGACAGUUUCCUUUCCAUGAGAUGUUUUCAGCUCGAGGUGGUCAUGGGCAGCAGGACUUGUUUCGUGUGUUGAAGGCCUACACGCUGCAUCGUCCUGAGGAAGGAUACUGUCAGGCUCAGGCCCCUAUUGCAGCUGUUCUUCUGAUGCAUAUGCCAGCAGAGGAUGCAUUUUGGGUCCUUUUUCAAAUUUGUGAGAAAUACCUUCCUGGUUACUACAGCAAAGGCCUGGAGGCCAUCCAGCUGGAUGGAGAAAUCCUCCAUGCUCUGCUGAAGAAGGUGUGUCCUUUAGCUUACCGCCACCUGGAGAAUCAGAAACUGGGGCCUAUUCUGUACAUGACAGAGUGGUUCAUGUGUGCCUUCUCCAGGACGCUGCCCUGGGCCUCUGUGCUCAGGGUCUGGGACAUGUUUCUCUGUGAAGGAGUGAAAAUCCUGUUCCGUGUUGGCUUGGUUCUUUUAAAGUGCACUUUGGGAUCUCAAGAAAAACUGAAAAGCUGUCCGGGUCUGUAUGAAACUAUGGAGCUGCUCAAAGCGAUGCCACCACAGUACAUGCAAGAAGCUUUCCUUGUGCACGAGAUUUUAGAGCUGUCAGUGUCAGAGAAGGACAUUGAGAAGGAGCACCGAUCUCAACUGCGCCUGUGGAAGGAGUCUCAUGGAGAGCUGCACUGUAAAUCUCCUCCCAGAAUGCAUGGGGCCAGAGCGGUCAUGGCUGCAGAGCCUCCCAGCAGACAGGACCUGAAGGAGAGGCCCACCAUCAUUGUGGAGUCUCCACUCGCCACUGUUCCUGUUGAGGAGAAAAUGGGAGACAACCGUGCAAAAAGAAGAUCCAAAAAGGAUAAAGAAAAAGUAGAAGAAAAAAACAGAUUAGGUAAUGAGGAGGGCAUUGACCCUCACAUUUCUCAAAAAGAGCCCUCACCUCUGCUCAGUGCCCACACAGAGCAGGGCUCCAACGACAGUCUCAGCAGCGCAGAGCAUGAUACCUACCUGUAGCAGCAGAGCGUUAUUUACACAAUAAAGGCCACUUCUCAGUAACGUAUAUGAAGGCACUGUUCUUUGAAGUGGAACUACACUAACCAAUGGACUAUAGAAACAUGACUAUGCAGCACUGAGGACUGGGGUGUUACUUUCAUAUUGCUCUGUUUUUCAUCUCUGUAAUUAUUAUUUUUUUAUAUGGAGCAUUUUAUGAAAGUCAGAACAAUCAAAUAGAUAAUUUUUGAAAACAAAUGUUAAAACUUGUUUUUCAGGGAGAAAUUCCUCAUAAGCUUUGUUUCAAAUAUGCUUUAUUGAGACAGCACACAAGCACAAAGAAUACAAUUUUUGUUCAUAUGAAGUCUUACGUUAUAAGGGAAUUUACUUUGCCUUACACUAAUUACUACAUUGUCAAUGCUGAGAUUGAUCCAGUUUUCUUGAAAUCAUUUGACAAAUACUGUUCCCUAUAGUAUGAAAGGUGUGAUGAAGUCUUUUAUAGCAGUUGGGCACAAGAGGGCGCCAUGGUAUUAUUUGCGCUCCACACUCCUCAAUGUACUUUUGCGCUAAUGGAUUUCAGCGCCACCUCAGUUUCUUAUAUGAUCGUGAGUAAUGUUUUUUUAUGAAGGACACUACCAAUUGCUUGUAUGCUGCUUUGCUGUCUGAUUAAAGAUCAGAUAUUUUCUUUGUUUUUUAAUAAGCAAUUUUAAGUUAAGAUAGAUAUUAUUAUAUUGCCAAAGUACCAAUGCCUGUAUUAUUGACAGGACUUACUCAUAAAUCAUUACUCCCCAAAGACAACAUAUGCAGUGUAGCCUCACACAGAAUAUAAGCAGCCAUAAAUACUGAAGGAUUUGAAGUAUAUAUUUGUUUUCUUUAGUGAGUGCUUAAACAAUCGACUUGUCUUGAUCUUUCUUGUAGUCUUUUUUUUUUUGUAAUGAGGCAUGCUUUAGGAGAUGAUACAUUUUUUUUAUGGGUUUAUAUUUUCCAUAUAGGAAGCACUUUUACUUUCAUGUAUCCUGCGAAGAGUUUCAUAUUUAAAUUUGCAUACAUAUUCCAUUGUCAUUUAAUAUUCCACUAUUGUAAAUCUGUUUGGACUCGAGAUGGUAAAGCUCAAAGUGCCCAAUUGUUGAAUUAUUCUAUGUUUUAGAAAGACAAUCACCAGCUCUUUUGUAUUAAAUUGUGUAAACAAUAAAUUUUAAUCCAAUCAC
Periophthalmus magnuspinnatus is the source of this 3009-nucleotide messenger RNA. It is a transcript of the gene tbc1d10ab, whose product is annotated as TBC1 domain family, member 10Ab. The record is from RefSeq and is a predicted model, not a curated record. The transcript has 9 exons. Lineage: Eukaryota; Metazoa; Chordata; Actinopteri; Gobiiformes; Gobiidae. The coding region runs from base 392 to 1825 and encodes 477 amino acids.